AUAAGACUUCUAUUAGAAUUAAUAAAAGAUGACAUUCCUAGAGUCCAAAAACUUGGAAAUACUCUGUGCACGAGCCUGUCACGCAUAAAAAUAGAAUAAAUACCUACCAUGAAAAUAUACAGAUAAAAAAAAAGAAAAAAGAAAACACGUAACUAAUAUGGACCACCUGUCAACCGGUGAGGGAAAACCCGACAAAUUUGGCGUCAAUAACCAUAUCCUGCAACUCCCAGUCCUCUCUUUUCUCUCCUCUUUCACUAAUUCUAUUUCCAUUCAAUUCAAAUUCUCACUCUUUGCUUUUCUCUUUCACCUGUGUUACUCAUCUGCACCACUAUACUUCUUACACAUGCUCUGCUCCAUAUCCCACUUUACUUUAGGUCCCCCCCACAUUCAUUCUCUCCUUGUGGUCCUAUUCUUGAUUUCUUUGAUUUAAUUCCUACAUUUUUUUUUUAAUGUCUGUUUCCACCAACAAUCCACCCAGCACUGUUGAUGACGACGACGAUGAAGGUAACGGCGUCGGUGGUCGGUGUAAGGAGACGGAUGAUUCAGAGGGUGGUGGUCGGAAUAAAGCGAAAAAGGUGUCUUGUUUUCGGUUUAGGAAGGUUAAGAGGACGUUAUUGAGGAGGAAAAGAAAAGGGGUUUCGAAUAAUUCGGAGAGAAUAAGGGAAGUGGGUGGUGGUGGUGGUGGAGGAGGAGGAGGGUGUUAUUUGUGCUUGAAGAGACCGCUGACUUCUGAUUCAGGCGGCGGUGAGUCACAAACAAGUGAUCCUAAUAGCCCCAAUUUUACAUAUGAUAUGCUAAGACUUUUUGUUGAAAAAAAUGAUUUUUAUUCUAAUGAAUGCAAUCCCCAUUUGGAUGUUGAUUCUAAGCCUGUCUCUAACCAAGAUGAUAAAUGAAAUGUGGUUGAAAAAGGAGAAUUUUUUUGAUGAUAUACAGUUUGAUUCUUGUGCUGCUAUCUGGAUAUAACUCUGAGGCUUCGAAAUGCCUAUAAUUUGUGCAGUCGCGCGAUCAUCAUUAUCAUGGCCUAGUAGAUUUAGCAGUCAAAAUACUUUAUUUGAACUCCGAGGCCCGAGGGUGAAACAAUGCUGUUGUGUUGGUUUGUUUUUAUUGCCUCUGCUGUAUGAUUCCCAUUUUGUGGAGCUGAAAGUCAUUUUUAGCAGAUUGAGAGCAUAUAGCUAUUAGAAAUUCGGAUUGCAAUCCGAAGAAAAGUUAUGUUUCUGGAUCAGAUUUUAGAACAUUUCAGAAAAUGGGGCAUAUUGAAGCCAAGGGAACUGUCCAUCCGAUUGCUCUGUGGUGGAUGGCAACUCGAGUAUGAGGUAUAAAACUUGAUUGAAUGAGACUAUUCUUUAUGCAAAAGAAUCAGAUUUUGCAGUGAUCACCUUUUGUAUCAACCAUAAUCUUGUAUUGUGCUACUUCAAUUGUGUUCAUCACUCAAUUCUUAGAGCCAUAAUUUGUAAAAAGUACUGGCCAGGCAGCCAUAGUUCACAUUGUCUAUGAAGGUGGAAAUAUUGCAUAUCUAUGAAAUAUGUGAUUGCAUCUGAUGUUAAGCUUUCCUUUGAGAAAUUUUGCAUGUUCUAUGUUAUGUUAUCUCUUCUUCUGUUUGUGUCUCUACUAGAAAAGAUAUCAAUGACUGAAUUAUUUUCGAACUUGAUAAAGAACAGUGAUGGAUCAUGGUGAAGCGAAACAUUAAAGCAAUAUGGCCUUAUGGCGAAAUAGAUGAACCAUAAAAGCCCUAUGUUAUCAAAGUUCCUUGUGUUAGAGCUGUAACUUAGUAUGAUACCUAGCAAGUGUAUCUAAGGUUCAUAAAUAUUGGCGAUAAACUUGGACUUAACUAUGAAGUAUAAGAAUGAAUUCUGAAUAACUUGUCGUUGGGACCUUGGGGUGAAAAGAGCUGUUUUUCUUUCACACUUAAUGGGACCAUUAUCUUAUCAAAAAAAUCUAGAAUUUACAAUUUCUCUGUGUAACUUACCUGCUAAGGAUGCUGAUGUUGUACAGGAAUCUGUCAAAAAAACUUUGUACAUUCCUUCCUCUCUGUGUUUUGGUAUCAGAGUAUAAAUUUGAAAUGUUAUCAGUUACUGAAGUGGCCUUUGCUUCACUAUCUUAUCUGAAGUGCUGUGCUUAGUAUGUUUAAAGUAACAAAUGUAUUUUGCUUGGUAUAUUAGAGAACUUUAAGCAAUCCCAUAUUAAGUGUCUUAAAAUUGAUGGAUAACACAAGUGAUGGUGAUCUCAAAUCUUUAACAAAGGCAUGGGUAGAGGAGAAGAUACCAGAAAUAAGAAUGCUUAGAAGGUAAGCAUAGCUUUGCCCAGAAGGAUGAUCUUUGCGAUCAUUAUGUAUGAGGUAAACCAAAUAAACUUGAGGUGCCAAAUGAGGAAGACACAGCAAUUUGUUGCAUGUGGGUACUUAGCUGGAAGGCAAUUGCUAGUAACAUAUAACAUUGACAUAUCACGCAAAUUUCCUUAUUUCUGUCAAUUUUGUCACUGGUUGUUCUGAAAUACCUAAGUCAACUUUUUCCUUUAUAUUAGUUCAUAAUAGAGGAUUGUGCAUUUCAGCUAUCCAUCUACUAAAGAUGUUUCUCCAGAAUCACAGUAAGCUUCUGUUAGCUUCAUGUUGAUGGCUCGCUACUACUUUCUUAAAAAGGGCAGAAUUUUUAGGACUCUUUUGCUGAAAGAUAUUGUGACUCUUGUAAUGUUUCUUAAAUAUCAAUGUUAAUUUUGAGUAUUCAGAGAAGCUGCAGAUCAUUCUUAGGACCCUUUAUAAUGAAGCCAUUGUGAAAGAUGGUCAUUGAGUUACUAAAGAGGCCCACUCCAAGGUGUUUGGAGUUAGAGAAGAGUUCUUCGCAAGAUGUGGUGUUGUUCAAUCAUUACAUAUCUUUCAAGAGAAGUAUGCCUUCAGUUUCUCUCUUCUUCCCCACUUGUUAUUCUGGAAUCCAUGGAGUGGUUGAAGAAGUUGUAUUCAGUAUUUCAUCCUAUCAUCCCAAGUUUCCUGGUAUGGAGUGUGAAAGCAGAAAGAAUAAGGUGCUCUGGUAUAUUUGAUUGUGCAAGCAUAAAGGAAUAUCGAAUAGCACUUUGUUAAGAAAGAUCCUUAAAUGUCAAAAUCAGGUUGGCUGGUAUGCAGUUGCAGGACUUCUGUUCAUUUUGUUUCUUCUAAAUUUUCAUUCAACUGUCUUCUGUAGUUAUCCCCCGGUUAGAUUUUUGUCGUUAUAGCAUUGAUUUACUUCAUUA
Molecule: messenger RNA, 3219 nt
Organism: Capsicum annuum
Lineage: Eukaryota; Viridiplantae; Streptophyta; Magnoliopsida; Solanales; Solanaceae
Exons: 1
Coding region: 450-893 (147 amino acids)
Source: RefSeq, a predicted model, not a curated record